AUGGGAGACCCCGCUGAAUUUGAUGCUACAACGAACGAGAUCGAGGCGGCGAUCACGGACGAUGAGGUGGCCAGGUUGCUGCACCUGCUCGGCUACGUGCGGAUGGGGAACGCCUACUACUCGGAGGCGCGCAAGGUGGCCACCGAUGACUUUGUGAUCUACCCGGUCUUGAAGGUGACGAAUAAGGGCGAUGCGCUCUUCAUCAACACGAAGACCGUCUGUGUCAGUCAGCAGACCGUCGCCGAGCAGUUGACCGACGGCAGCAGCAACGCAGUGACGCUGGAGAAAAUGCUGGUGGCAUCCAGCGUCAACUUCGACGAAUACACCUGCUUCGGCCUGGACCCUACAAGGCACGUGACGGACACUUUCGUGACGGAACGCGGCACCACCACGACCUACUCGGACUUCUACCAGCGCCACUACAAUCAAAAGGCCACGGAUCCGAUGCUGUUAUGCCGAAACGUCGAUGGUGAUGAAGUCUGGCUUCCGGCCAAUCUCUGCCUCUUCCACUAUCCGAAACUGAACAGGGACGUGAUGUGUAGCGACUACGACAAGCUGGACGAAUCUUUCCGCUUCAGCCGCACCAUCCACAGUAAACUUCGCGCCCUACAGCAGCUCGCCUUGGAACUUCGACAGCUGUUCGAGUAUGUGACUUUUUCCGCGCUCUCAAUCAAGCCCGUCCUCAAGGUGCAGCACGGAUUCAUUUUGGAGAAGCCGAAGUUGACGCUACAACCAGUGGGGGAGGAUGGCGGCGUCAAGAAUCUGGGCAGCUGUCUCGUGCUCGUGCCAAAAGUGGAGAACCAAAGUCAAGUAGCCCGCGCGCUGAACGAAAAGUUUACGAAUUACGCUGCCGAGAUGCAGGCCUUCUUUGAAGGAUGGCAUUUCGUCAGCUACGAGAUGCAGCAGCUGGACGCAAUGAUGACCGCUGGGAUCGCAAAGUACACACCGAAGCUCCUCAUCGCGAUCGUCACCGAGGACUACACCGACAAGGAAGAAGCGAUCAUGCACAAGGUCGCUUCACACCAUCAACAAGUGCUCUGCCAGAACGUGCCGGUGGCCGCGCUCGAGGAUUCGACACAAGAGCGCCGUGAACUACUGCCGAACAUCGUGUGCGAGACGGUGGCCAAAUAUGGAAUGCUGCCGGCCCGUUUCGAGAAGCCGAUGGCAGAGAAGGUCAUGUUCAUCGGCUGCACCAUUGGAGGGCCCGAGAAACGUGACGUUGCCCUGGUCUCUUCUCUUGACGACACGCUGGGCACGUGGUUCUCCCGCUACUUGUGCGCCUACGACACGGACCGACUCACGAAGAUUAUCCGAUUGCUAUUCCGCGUGUACUUCGACAACCACAAAAAAUUCCCGCGGAAGGUGGUCUUCUACUUGCACGGAAACUACGACGAAGAAGUCGGCAGCGCAAUGGCCGACAUCUUGAAGACGUUUUUCGAUGAAAUGUGCCCGUUGAUCCGCGCUCGCGGGUUCGACGUCGUCGCCCCGGACCAAGUGGUGCUCGGCGUGGCGCGCAGCGAGCGAAUCUACUUCCAGUGUGACGUCAACAUAAACUACCCACGGGCCGGCAGCUGUCUCUAUAGCAGAUACAAGACGGUGGACGUUACACCCUACGAUGGCCGGAACGAGUACCCAGAGACGUGCGAGUACAAGCGACUGAGCGGCGCAGUCGAUCAACAAGUUUAUUCCCAUUGGGCCUACUACCUGACCAUCCUGGGCGCGCACAACAGCCGCGAGCCAUCCGUGUUCCCGGCGCCCGUUCACCUCGCCCUCCGACUACGGAAGCACAUGCGCUGGAGCGACGCCGACGAUAAGACCGAGCCCGGCACUGACGGAUUAUUCUACCUU
Mesorhabditis spiculigera is the source of this 1848-nucleotide messenger RNA. The record is from the annotation of a GenBank genome assembly. NCBI's taxonomy places the organism in Eukaryota, Metazoa, Nematoda, Chromadorea, Rhabditida, Rhabditidae.